Pyrus x bretschneideri (Chinese white pear) is the source of this 2275-nucleotide messenger RNA. RefSeq names its product O-fucosyltransferase 35. NCBI's taxonomy places the organism in Eukaryota, Viridiplantae, Streptophyta, Magnoliopsida, Rosales, Rosaceae. The transcript has 9 exons. The record is from RefSeq and is a predicted model, not a curated record. The coding region runs from base 157 to 2103 and encodes 648 amino acids. Gene Ontology annotation, cellular component: chloroplast; Golgi apparatus; cytoplasm.
AAAGAUAAGAGAAGAGAAGAGAAAGCCUGGCCGCUGCUGCUGCUGCUGCUUUGUGGACAGCUUUAAUGGCGAUCGCAACGCAAUCCAAUCACCAACGAUAACCAGUAAAUACCACUCUGAUCGCUUGCGUUUUACAGUGCUACAGAGUUUCAGGACAUGGGUCACCACCACCACCUUCACAACGCCAGCGAUGGCGUCUCGCAGCGAGUCAACAGCCCGAGAUUCUCGGGUGCAAUGACUCGCCGAGCUCACUCGUUCAAGCGCAACCCCAACGCCAGCGCUGCUGCCGCCAACAAUGGAAGUUCUCACAGCAGCAACAUCGGAAGCAGCAGUAACACCAACGGCGGCAAUGUCGGGUUCGUCGGCGAGUACGAGAUUGAUCUGCAGCUGAACUCGCCCAGAUCUGAAAUCGGUGGGAACCCGGUUCCGGCUGAUGGGUUUGACUCGUUUUUGGAAAGGAAGCAGACCCACAACCAUGUGAGCCAGAGAGUUACGGUGAGGGGGUUCCUGAGGAGGCCAAUUGGAUCUGUGGUGGUGGACUUGGGGUUGAGGGAGAAGAGGAAGCUUGGCCAUUGGAUGUUCUUUGCCUUUUGUGGGGUUUGUUUGUUUCUCGGGAUUCUGAAGAUUUGUGCUACUGGUUGGUUUGGAUCUGCUAUUGAAACUGCUAGGUCCAACCAGGAUGGUUCCGACUCCAUGAAUCUUUUAAAACGGAUGGAUCAAAGCUCUCAUGAAUAUGGAUAUAGGGAUGGAGGAGGUCAUGUUGAACAAACAAUAAUGAUGGCGUCUCGUGUGAACCGUGUGGUUGUUGAAGAGAAAAGCGCUGAAUACACAGGUAUCUGGUCCCGACCAAACAGUGAGAAUUUCAGUCAGUGCAUUGAGUUGCCAAAAACUCAUAAACAGCUGGACGCAAAGACCAACGGUUACAUUCUUAUAAAUGCUAAUGGCGGCUUGAAUCAGAUGAGAUUUGGGAUCUGUGAUAUGGUUGCUGUUGCUAAGAUUAUGAAGGCAACGCUUGUCCUACCUUCACUUGAUCACACUAACUACUGGGCUGAUGAGAGUGGUUUUAAAGAUCUGUUCAAUUGGCAACACUUCAUUGAGACUCUAAAGGAUGAUAUCCACAUAGUAGAGACAUUACCCCCUGCCUAUGCUGGAAUCGAGCCUUUCAACAAAACACUGAUAUCUUGGUCUAAGGCUAGUUAUUAUAAGUCAGAGGUUCUCCCACUGUUGAAGCAGCACAAAGUAAUCUAUUUCACUCAUACGGAUUCUCGAAUUGCCAACAAUGACCUCUCAAUUUCCAUUCAAAGGCUGAGGUGCCGUGUGAAUUACAGGGCAUUGAAGUAUUCAGCUCCAAUAGAAGAACUUGGAAGAACCUUGAUUUCUAGAAUGCGGAAAAAUGGAGGCCCUUAUCUUGCUCUUCAUUUGAGGUAUGAGAAGGAUAUGCUUGCAUUUACGGGCUGCAGUCAUAGUUUGACAGCAGAGGAGGAUGAAGAACUACGUAGAAUGCGAUACGAAGUCAACCACUGGAAGGAGAAAGAAAUUAAUGGGACAGAGAGAAGGUUGCUUGGGGGCUGCCCAUUGACCCCAAGGGAGACUUCGCUUUUGCUCAGAGGGCUCGGAUUUCCAUCCAGUACCAGGAUUUACUUGGUAGCUGGUGAAGCUUAUGGGAAUGGAAGUAUGCAACAUCUUGAGGAUGAAUUCCCGAACAUAUUUUCCCAUUCCAAUCUUGCUAAAGAGGAAGAGCUGAAUCCAUUCAGGAAUCAUCAGAACAUGUUGGCUGGUAUAGACUAUGUUGUUGCCUUACAGAGUGAUGUUUUUCUUUAUACAUAUGACGGAAACAUGGCAAAAGCAGUGCAAGGUCAUAGGCGCUUUGAGAACUUUAAGAAGACCAUUAAUCCAGACAGGAUGAAUUUUGUAAAACUUGUCGAUGACUUUGACGAAGGAAAAAUCUCUUGGAACAAAUUCAGUUCCAAGGUGAAAAAGCUUCACAUCGACAGAGUUGGAGCUCCAUAUCCGAGAGAGGCUGGCGAGUUUCCAAAACUGGAGGAAAGCUUUUACGCAAAUCCAUAUCCAGGCUGUAUAUGUGAAGCAAGAAGGAAAAAGUAGAGUGCGGUAACAGGUUUUGCAUUAAAUCACGGUAUGAGAUCAGCAGCGUGCAAGACAUCAAGGCCUGUGCUGCCAUUAUUUCACGAAUCAGCAAGGGAGUGGCAACCUUAAAUUUCCAAUUGCAAAGAGGAAUCAGUAGGUUGGUUUGCAGCCUAAUUUGGGGUUCAACACA